This is a messenger RNA of Psylliodes chrysocephalus, 651 nucleotides long. NCBI's taxonomy places the organism in Eukaryota, Metazoa, Arthropoda, Insecta, Coleoptera, Chrysomelidae. The record is from the annotation of a GenBank genome assembly.
AUGGAAUCCCGGCUAGAUUUGAUAACAACACAAUUAUCAGGAUUGGUUACAAGUAUUAAUGAUAUUCGUACAAUGCUGGUUUUGCAAAAUGAUAAAAUUGAUUUGUGUAUUGCAAAAAUUAAUACUAUGGAGACGAAAAAUAUAGAUAUGCAUUCUAAGAUCUCCGAACUUGAAAGACAAGUUCAGUCAAUAAGCACUAAAGACCUAUACAGUGAGUUUAGAAAUAGAUUUGAAAGAGAAAACAAUGUUAUCAUGUACGGUAUAGAAGAAUCAUUAGAUACUGAAGGAGCAGUUAAGGACAUAUUGAAUAAGGUUUAUAGACUAGGACAGUUGCAAAAUAAUAACAGCGUCCCUCGUCCUUUAAAAAUUGAGUUUCAAACAAAAGAAAUAGCUCUAUCAGUAUUACGUAACAAACUUAAAUUGCCCAAAUCGAAAUAUCCUAAUUUGAAAAUUUCUAAUGAUUAUACACCUCGUCAAAAAGAAGAGAUAAGUUCGGUGUUUAAGGAACUAGAGGAACGAAAAGCUAAAGGAGAAAACUUGAAAAUAAAAUUCUUUAAUGGUCAACCGCAAAUUAUUUCUGGAACAACAAAAAUAAGACGUGAAGAUUUCUCGCCUAAUCAAAAUAUACCAAAAAUUACCAGAACCGAAUAA